This is a messenger RNA of Orussus abietinus, 2974 nucleotides long. Its product is annotated as ATP-binding cassette sub-family G member 1-like. NCBI's taxonomy places the organism in Eukaryota, Metazoa, Arthropoda, Insecta, Hymenoptera, Orussidae. The record is from RefSeq and is a predicted model, not a curated record. The transcript is spliced from 13 exons. Bases 573 to 2462 code for a protein of 629 amino acids. Gene Ontology annotation, molecular function: ATP binding; ABC-type transporter activity; ATP hydrolysis activity. Gene Ontology annotation, cellular component: plasma membrane.
UCCUCCGCGCCGUGCGCACCGCUGCGGUUCCGUCGCGGCCGAUCGAUCAUCACACGAGGUCGCGACACGUCGCCCGUAGAUAAACAUUCCACACCACGUUGCAAUCGGCGUACAUUGUAAAAAAAUAUCUGGUAAUAGUUAAAACUAUAUACUAAGGGGUAGAGGUGUUUUAAAGAUUAAAAAUAUACGGGACGAUAGAUGUCAACCGAGGGAAAGAUUUCGAAAAACAGUGGAUGCGUGGAAUAAAGGGGCUUCCGUUUCCCGAGAUACUCCCCGGGGAUGCGUUAAGAAAAUAAAGAAAAAGAAAAAUACAUCCAGGCGGAAUAGAAAGCAUCGGAAACAAAUAGAAGCUCUUCCCUCGAGUCGGCGUUUUUGCUGCUGGUCGAACCGAAGAGUUAAAAUUUCUUCUCCGAAGCGACGUAAGGCUCAAUUACGCGUUGCAGUCGCUCGUCGGGCUUGAAUCUUUAUUUAGAACAGCUGCAGAGAAGCCAUGGAUCGAUGAUAGAGGGAGGAGAGGUCCACUGAUAGCGGAGAGGAUGUGAGAGAUAUUGGGCGGAAGCUUUUCGUCGAAGAUGGACUCGAACGAUGAAUGGAAUUCGGAAAACUCUGUCCGGAAGUGCUGCACAAUUGUCAACGAGCCGACCGAUGACUCCUCGUCACCCUUGACAAGCAGGGCGCCCAUUGACAUCGAAUUCAAUGACCUCACAUAUGCCGUGCCGACCGGCCGGAAAGGGUCAAAAUUAAUUCUGAGUGGCAUAAGCGGCCAAUUCAAGUCCGGAGAAUUGACAGCCAUAUUGGGCCCAUCUGGAGCUGGAAAGUCCACCUUGCUCAACGUUCUGGCUGGUUACAAGGUCAACGAAGCCGGAGGGCUGAUCACCGUCAACGGGAAGCCGAGAAACCUUCGGGAGUUCCGACGAUCGUCGUGCUACAUUAUGCAGGAGGACUUGACCCAACCGAGUCUGACUGUUCACGAGGCCAUGACCUUCGCCACUGAUCUAAAAUUGGGUCCGAAGUUUUCAAAGGCCUCGAAGCUCGCCACGAUAGAGGAGAUCUUGAAUACCUUAAGACUGAGUCGAGUGAGGGAUACCAUUACGGAGAGGCUAUCGGGUGGGGAACGAAAGAGGCUUUCGAUAGCCCUCGAACUGGUGAAUAACCCUCCGGUGAUAUUUCUGGAUGAACCCACUACGGGCCUGGAUGAACUGUCCUCGGUGCAAUGCGUGGAUCUGCUUCGAAGAGUGGCCAGAGGAGGCAGAACGGUGGUUUGCUCGAUUCACACACCUAGUGCGAAGAUUUUCAGCAAAUUUCAGCACGUAUUUGUCGUGGCUGCCGGCCAGUGUGUCUAUAGAGGCCCCGUUGACAAUGUCGUGCCAUUCUUACAGCACAUUGGCAUCGAUUGUCCGACUCAUUACAAUCCCGCUGAUUUCAUCAUCGAAGUGUCUUCCGGUGAAUACGGCGUGGAGCUGGUGGACAGAAUGGUCAGCUAUGUUGAUACCAGAUUGUCAAUAGUGCCAAUCGAGAAAUCGAAGUAUCAAGAGAUCGAACCCGAGCAGAUUUCUGAGGUCCCAUGGUGCACGCAGUUCCAAACCUUGCUUCGGAGGAUGAUGUUGCAAUUAUACAGAAAUAGGAACUACAUGUACUUGAAAAUGUCCUUACAUGUAUUCCUGGGAUUCAUAAUCGGAGGACUGUUCCUCAACAUCGGUAAUGAUGGCUCGAAGACGCUCUUCAACUUCGGCUUCUGCUUCACGUGUCUGAUAAUCUUCCUCUACGUGCCAAUGUUGCCUGUCUUAUUACAUUUUCCUUCUGAGGUCCAACAUGUGAAGAGGGAGCACUUUAACAGGUGGUACGACUUGAGUCCAUACUUUUGUGCCAUGACCUUAUCCAAUAUUCCCGGCCAGGUAAUUCUGGCGACAAUCUACUUAACGAUGGUUUACGUGAUAACUGGCCAGCCAAUGGAACUCUUUAGAUUCUCCAUGUUCUUUAGCACAUGUAUCAUCUGUGCCUUGAUUGCGGAAAGCAUGGGGUCGGCCAUCGCUAGUACCUUAAACAUUGUGAACGGGAUAUUUGUGGGACCAGCUUUCUCGGUACCACUAAUGCUGUUUGCAAUUCAGGGGAUGGGCAAUCCGGAACCUUUGCCAAUGUAUAGAAUCCUGAUCAUGUACAUAAGUUACAUUCGGUACGGCUUGGAAGGUCUUAUUGGAGCCACUUAUGGCUACAAUCGAGAGAAACUGCCGUGCCCACCUACCGAGAUAUAUUGUCAAUAUCGAGUGCCACGAGAACUGUUACGAGUUAUGGGAAUGGAGAACAUCGUCUUCUGGAUAGACUUCAGUGCUCUCCUGGUCAUCUUAAUUCUGUUCAAGGCCUUGACUUAUUACUUGCUGAGACAACGAUUACAGCCCAACAAGACCUUCCAAGCUCUGCAUCUCAUUGGACGACUCGUAAAAAGUCACUUUAGCAUCCAAUGACAGUUGCGCCUAUGACCAAUUAUUAAAUAGACAAACUGCCACCUUGCGUAGGGUAAUCUUUUUAAGUGUAUAUAUACAUAUAGGACAUUAUACAAUAUUUUUGUAAAAUAUGAAUGGUCUAAAGUUUUAAGAAAGCGUUACGUCAAGAUCUAUACGGAUGUACACUAAAUAAUGUCGAACGUGAAUUAAUAAUCGUCGAAUAACGAUUCACAGACAUUGAGAUCUGAAAACACUCAAAAGGGGAAUAUGUACUUUAUUUUGAGAAUAUCUUUUAAGAAAGACCACAAUACUCCGUCCAGAGAUGUACAAUCGCAGGAAAAAUAGAAAAGCUUAUAAGGUUUAACGAAACAGUGGCUGGAGGAUGUUAUUCCAAUUUGAAGAGAAAAUUCUCUUUGUUAUAAUCAAUGAUAAGGGUAUAUGUAUGUAUAACCUAUUAAAGAAUCUCGUGACACAUCACGUGGACCACCCAGAAUAUUUUAACUGAGCAAAAAAAUAAAUUUUAAUUAUUUUAA